GAGGGGGCGGGGCGGAAGCGGCGGCGGCGCGCGCAAAGCGGCAGCCUUGGGAAGGAAGCUACUCGUGGCCGCGGAGUGUGGCUGUGGCGUUCUUUCAGUGUUAGGCCACCAUGGACCUCGCGGCGGCAGCGGAGUCGGCUGCCGGCAGCCAGCAUCUGGAAGUGCGCGACGAGGUGGCCGAGAAGUGCCAGAAGCUGUUCCUGGACUUCUUGGAAGAGUUCCAGAGCAGUGAUGGAGAAAUUAAGUACUUGCAAUUAGCAGACGAGCUGAUUCGUCCUGAGAGAAACACAUUGGUUGUGAGUUUUGAGGACCUGGAACAAUAUAAUCAGCAACUUUCUACCACCAUUCAAGAGGAGUUCUAUAGAGUUUAUCCUUAUCUGUGUCGGGCCUUGAAAACCUUUGUCAAAGACCGUAAAGAGAUCCCUCUUGCCAAGGAUUUUUAUGUUGCAUUCCAGGACCUGCCUACCAGACACAAGAUUCGAGAACUCACCUCAUCCAGAGUUGGUUUACUCACUCGCAUUAGUGGGCAGGUGGUGCGAACUCACCCAGUUCACCCAGAGCUUGUGAGUGGAACUUUUCUGUGCUUGGACUGUCAGACAGUGAUCAAGGAUGUAGAACAGCAGUUCAAAUACACACAGCCAAACAUCUGCAGAAAUCCAGUUUGUGCCAACAGAAGGAGAUUCUUGCUGGAUACAAAUAAAUCAAGAUUUGUUGAUUUUCAAAAGGUUCGUAUUCAAGAGACUCAAGCUGAGCUUCCUCGAGGGAGUAUUCCCCGAAGUUUAGAAGUAAUUUUGAGGGCUGAAGCUGUGGAGUCAGCUCAAGCUGGUGACAAGUGUGACUUUAUAGGGACACUGAUUGUUGUGCCUGAUGUCUCCAAGCUUAGCACACCGGGAGCACGUGCAGAAACUAACUCCCGUGUCAGUGGUGUUGAUGGAUAUGAGACAGAAGGCAUUCGAGGACUCCGGGCCCUUGGUGUUAGGGACCUUUCUUACAGGCUGGUUUUUCUUGCCUGCUGUGUUGCACCAACCAAUCCAAGGUUUGGAGGGAAAGAGCUCAGAGAUGAGGAACAAACAGCCGAGAGCAUUAAAAACCAAAUGACCGUGAAAGAGUGGGAAAAAGUGUUUGAAAUGAGCCAAGAUAAAAAUCUGUACCACAAUCUUUGUACCAGCCUCUUCCCUACUAUACAUGGCAAUGAUGAAGUUAAACGGGGUGUCCUGCUGAUGCUCUUUGGUGGUGUUCCAAAGACAACAGGGGAAGGGACCUCUCUUCGUGGGGACAUAAAUGUUUGCAUUGUUGGUGACCCAAGUACAGCUAAGAGCCAAUUUCUCAAGCACGUGGAAGAGUUCAGUCCCAGAGCUGUCUACACCAGUGGCAAAGCGUCCAGUGCUGCUGGAUUAACAGCAGCUGUUGUAAGAGAUGAAGAGUCUCAUGAGUUUGUCAUUGAGGCUGGAGCUUUGAUGUUGGCUGAUAAUGGUGUAUGUUGUAUUGAUGAAUUUGAUAAGAUGGACAUACGGGAUCAAGUUGCUAUUCAUGAAGCUAUGGAACAGCAGACCAUAUCCAUCACAAAAGCAGGAGUGAAGGCUACUCUGAAUGCCAGAACAUCCAUUUUGGCUGCAGCAAACCCAAUUGGUGGACACUAUGACAGAUCAAAAUCAUUGAAACAGAAUAUAAAUUUGUCAGCUCCCAUCAUGUCCCGAUUUGAUCUCUUCUUUAUCCUUGUGGAUGAGUGUAAUGAGGUUACAGAUUAUGCAAUUGCCAGGCGCAUAGUAGACUUGCAUUCGAGAAUUGAGGAAUCGAUUGAUCGUGUCUAUUCCCUUGAUGAUAUCAGAAGGUAUCUUCUCUUUGCAAGACAGUUUAAACCCAAGAUUUCCAGAGAGUCAGAGGACUUUAUUGUGGAACAAUAUAAACAUCUCCGCCAGAGGGAUGGUUCUGGAGUAACCAAGUCUUCUUGGAGGAUUACAGUGAGACAGCUGGAGAGCAUGAUUCGUCUUUCUGAAGCCAUGGCUCGAAUGCACUGCUGUGAUGAGGUUCAGCCUAAGCAUGUGAAGGAAGCAUUCCGGUUACUGAAUAAAUCAAUCAUCCGUGUGGAAACACCUGAUGUUAAUCUAGAUCAAGAAGAAGAGCUCCAGAUGGAGGUUGAUGAGGGUCCAGGUGGCAUCAAUGGUCAUGCUGACAGCCCUGCCCCUGUGAAUGGAAUCAACGGCUACAAUGAAGACAUAAAUCAAGAUUCUGUUCCCAAAGCCUCCUUAAGGCUGGGCUUCUCUGAGUAUUGCCGAAUCUCUAACCUUAUUGUGCUUCACCUCAGAAAGAUGGAAGAAGAAGAGGACGAGUCAGCGUUAAAAAGGAGCGAACUUGUUAACUGGUACUUGAAGGAAAUCGAAUCAGAAAUAGACUCUGAAGAGGAACUUAUAAAUAAAAAACAAAUCAUAGAGAAAGUCAUUCAUCGACUCAUACGCUAUGAUCAUGUUCUAAUUGAGCUCACCCAGGCUGGAUUGAAAGGCUCCUCAGAGGGAAGUGAGAGCUAUGAAGAGGAUCCCUACUUGGUGGUUAACCCCAACUACUUGCUCGAAGAUUGAGAUAGUCAAAGUAACUGACCAGAAAUGAGGAACUGUGGCACACGUCCUGGACUGGUGCCCAGAUGGAGCUCUACUAGGAAGAGAAAAUGUUCUAGGAGCAGCGCUUCUGGAUUUGUUUUGAGAAACAAGAAUGGAUUUGAUGGUCCCGUGUGUCACAUUUCUGUCACAUGCUUUUAUGCCAACACAGGCUUCAGCACUUGCUUUAGUGUGCUUCUUGCCAGUGAAGUUGGAACCAAAUAAUGUAUGGCUUCUAUAACACCUUUGUUUUCAUAGGUAGGAAAAGGCCACUUUUAUGGCAUAUGGUAUCUUACUAAGGAAAUAACUUUUAUUCAAUUGUCAUCUGCUUCUAUUCAUCAUAAUAAAAUAACUUGUUCUGAAGA
Molecule: messenger RNA, 2956 nt
Organism: Carlito syrichta (Philippine tarsier)
Lineage: Eukaryota; Metazoa; Chordata; Mammalia; Primates; Tarsiidae
Gene: MCM6
Product: minichromosome maintenance complex component 6
Exons: 17
Coding region: 111-2576 (821 amino acids)
Biological process (GO): DNA replication initiation; double-strand break repair via break-induced replication; mitotic DNA replication
Cellular component (GO): MCM complex; nucleus
Molecular function (GO): single-stranded 3'-5' DNA helicase activity; ATP binding; single-stranded DNA binding
Source: RefSeq, a predicted model, not a curated record